Molecule: messenger RNA, 1753 nt
Organism: Moneuplotes crassus
Lineage: Eukaryota; Ciliophora; Spirotrichea; Euplotida; Euplotidae
Source: the annotation of a GenBank genome assembly
UUGGCAAGAAUUAAAUUAUACAAAAUUUACAAAAAUGUCUUUACUUUUAACAUCACGCUUAUCUCUCUACAAAAAGACUUCAUUCAGACUUAUACGCAACCCCAUCAGGUUCUUCGGCCUUCACACAGGCAAAUAUGAGCAAUAUUUGAGAAUGAACCAGAAAAAGGAAACUUUAAGAGAACUUGAACUAGGAUUAGCAACAGUGCAGAGAAGAUUUAUGAGCCAACAAAUCACCAGGUAUGGAGAUCUUGAGAUGGUCAGGUCUACCGGUGAAUACAACAAGGAAAGGAAGUUUUUGAGGAUGAAAGACAUCACUUCAGAGAUGGAAGGUCAAACUGUUAAACUUAGAGCAAGAGUUCACAGAACAACUGGAAAGGGCAAGGCUGUCUUCUUGAUCCUUAGAGAAAAUUUCUCAACAAUGCAAGCUUGAAUGUUCUCAAAUGAUGUUGAACAAGAAAUGCUUGAUUAUACCAGAAGAAUUCCAAAAGAGUCUAUUGUAAUUAUUGAAGGAACAGUCCAAGUCCCUCAUAGGCCAAUUAAAAAGUGUACUGAGCAAGUAGAAAUACUAAUAAAUGGAAUCUGGAACCAGCAUUCCUCUCUUCCUCGUCUCCCAUUGAAUUUAGAUGAUGCUUCAAAUAUUGUGAGAGACCAAACUCUUGAAGACGAUCUUAUCCCUGAAAAUCAAAAAGUAGGCAAGAAAAAGAAAAAGGGUAGACAAUCCAUUGUAGUCGGACAGAACACCAGACUUAACAAUAGAAUACUAGAUUUAAGAGUCCCUGCAAACCAAGCUAUCAUGAGAAUUAGUGCGGGAAUUUGAAGAUUCUUUAGAGAAUAUCUUCAAGACAAUGAUUUUGUUGAGAUUCAUUCACCGAAACUUAUCGGAGGAACAUCCGAGGGAGGCUCUGAGGUAUUUAGACUCGACUACUUUGGUUCAGAUGCCUGCCUUGCUCAAUCCCCACAAUUAUAUAAACAGAUGGCAGUAGUCUCAGAUUUUGAGAGGGUCUUUGAAAUUGGGCCAGUUUUUAGAGCAGAGAAUUCACUCACUCCAAGACAUUUGUGAGAGUUUACUGGUCUUGAUCUUGAAAUGUCAUUUGAUGACCACUAUUUUGAAGUUGUUGACUUGAUAAGUGAGAUGUUCGGUUAUAUAUUUGAAAGACUCAAUGAAAAAUACAGAAGAGAGAUAGAUGCAGUCCAACAGCAAUAUCCUUUCAAAGAAUUUAUUUUUAAACCAAAUGUUCCCAAAAUUAAGUUUACAGAUGCUUGUGAAAUUCUGAAAAAGGCAGGAUUCCAUCAAGAUCCUCUUAAAGAUUUAGGAACUGAGAACGAAGAGAAGUUAGGAAAAAUAGUCAAAAAGAAAUAUAAGACUGAUUUCUUUAUCGUCUACAAUUAUCCUGCUGAGGCAAGACCAUUUUAUUCAAUGAUUAAUCCAAAUGAUCCUGAAUAUACGAAUUCAUACGACUUUUUCAUGAGAGGUCAAGAGAUAUUAUCAGGAGCUCAAAGAAUUCAUGAUCCAGAGAUGUUAGCAGAAAGAGCAAUUGUCAAAGGAAUCCAACCAGAAACUAUCCAGGACUACAUUGAUUGCUUCAAAUACGGAGCAUAUCCUCAUGCUGGUGGUGGUAUUGGACUUGAGAGAGUUUUGAAGCUCUUUCUGGGGAUCCAUAAUAUCAGAAAAUGAUCAAUGUUUCCUAGAGAUCCAAAGAGACUGACACCAUAAAUGGCCGAUCUUUAAUAUCAUAUCCAUGAAUUCGAUCUA